AGUCUCCUGGAUCCUGGGUGUGUGCUGCUGCUCGAUUCAGACUGAGAGAGAGAGAGAGAGAGAGAGAGAGAAAACACAAGCUGUGCCUGUCAUCUGUCAUCUCGUUGGGAAAACUCCUACUCCUUCUUUACUGGACGGACUGAGAAUGGGAAACUAUCCGAGCUAGUUUGUGAAGAGGAGACACAAUCAGGAGGAGCUGUGCUAAAACUGCCAGGUUGAGCCUUCAGAGACACCAUUUACCUCCCAGAGAAGGACCAGGAGAACAGUGGACAUGCAGACCUUCCUGAAAGGCCGAAGAGUCGGGUACUGGCUCAGUGAGAAGAAGAUGAAGAAGCUGAAUUUUCAGGCCUUUGCUGAUUUGUGCAGGAAAAGAGGAAUAGAAGUUGUUCAGCUGGACCUCAGCCAGCCUCUGGAGGAGCAGGGACCCCUGGACGUCAUCAUCCACAAAUUGACUGACCUUAUCCUGGAGGCGGACCAGAAUGACUCCCAGGCUGUGCUGCUGGUGCAAAGAGUACAGGACUACAUCGAUGCUCACCCUGAGACCAUCGUCUUGGACCCUCUACCAGCCAUCCGAACUCUGCUGGAUCGCUGCAAGUCCUACCAGCUCAUCCACAGGAUAGAGAGCUGUAUGCAAGAUGAGAGGAUUUGCUCUCCUCCAUUCAUGGUCCUGAACACAGAUUGCAGCCCAGAUGUGCUGGAGCAGAUCAAGAGGCAAGGACUCACAUUCCCAUUCAUUUGCAAAACACGGGUGGCUCAUGGAACCAACUCCCACGAGAUGGCUAUUAUCUUCAGCGAAGAGGACCUGAAGGAUGUGAAGCCUCCCUGUGUGAUCCAGAGCUUCAUCAACCACAACGCGGUGCUCUACAAGGUGUUUGUGGUGGGAGACUCGUACACUGUGGUGGAGAGACCCUCACUGAAGAACUUCCCUGCAGGACCAGCAGACAGGAAAGCAAUUUUCUUCAACAGCCACAAUGUUUCCAAACCGGAGUCAUCCUCAGACCUGACCACGCGAGAGAACUUGGAGGGAGUGUCUCAGCCGCCCAGUGAUGAUGUCAUCAGAGAGUUGUCCAGGUCGCUGAGGCAGGCACUGGGCGUGUCCUUGUUUGGCAUCGAUGUCAUCAUCAACAACCAAACAGGCCAACACGCCGUCAUUGAUGUCAAUGCAUUCCCCGGUUACGAGGGUGUCCCUGAGUUCUUCAACGACCUCCUGAACCACAUCAGCAGCGUCCUCCAGAGCCACAACCCAGACUUCGCCCUCACCAGCGAACAGCCCAAAGCUCUGCCUGUAAGCACCACGGUACCUAACGCCGCCCCACCGGCCCCUGCCUGCUGCGGCAUGCUGGGAAAAGAGGCGAGCAGCAGCCCCUGGAUUGUAGAGGGCGACGGAGGACUGAAGGGCCCGCGUCAGAGACUGGGCUGCAACUCGGCCAUGUCCCCCAACUUCCAGCAGCACUGUGUGUCCACGAUAGCCACCAAGGCUUCCUCUCAGUGACUGAACCCCCCCUCUCCUUACUCCGUUUGACCCCUGAACAAAAAAAACGGAUGACAAUGGUGACAAUAAUAAUGAAUAAUAAUCAUAAUAAUUAUGAUGUUAAUGAUGAUAAUAUAUCUAAUCAAAAAGAAACCUUUUCCUAUAUAGUUAUUGAAAAUGGUGGUGAUUGGGUGUACGCUUUUUUCUCUCUGCCUUUUUUGUAUUUUUCGUUUAGUCUAAUGAGACUUAACAGUACUGUAAUGUGAACUUUGGGAACUUUGCCUAAUAGCUGAUUUUAUUUUUCUCUCUUGUGUGAGUUCUCUGUGAUGAAAGGGUCCAGGUGAGGUAGCCAAUCAGGACUUGGAGAGCGAUGUGCCACUAGAUGUGCAAUGUAUGAUCCAAACAAACACAUAAACACACGCGGGUACAUUAGGACUGGCCCGUGACAUGUGUUUGUUUUUAGUUAACACAGCUGACUCCUUUACGUGUCCGACCAACGUCUCUCCUCUUCACUUUGUGCAAACACGACUCCACGGAUCCCAGGCUGCUAUGUGACUGUGGCCAACCGUCUGAACACGAACAACAGAUUAGUUUUAGGUUUGGUUAGUUUGAACAAACAGGUGUCAGGUUUACUCCUCAGUGCCAUCAGAUUCAUUUCAAGUGUAGAAAGAACGCCUGAAAGGAAAAAAACAAACAUCACCAUCGAAUGUUCAACAACACAAAAAUCUCCAUGACCAUGUGACCAAGUUUAUUUUUUACUGAUUGUUGUUGCACCAAUGUUACUCUGUCCUUGAGUGCUUUACUGUUCGACUGAUGUUUGGUGUUAAACAAGCCGCAUCGUUGUUUGAGUCGCUCCACAAGAAGACGAGGAUCGCAUUCCUUUUUUGUGUUUGUGGAUGUUUCUUUUCUUUUUCCAGAGAAUUCCAGGAUUUUUUUUUUCAGGAUUCCAGAGGGAUUUUGUUUCCAUCACAUUAUGGAUUUGUAAUCUCCAGUAAUAGACUCUCACAUGUCUUCAGUGCUUCUAUCUGUGAUGUGAGCAAACUACUCUCCUGAGGCCAAUAUAACCUAUCAAAAAAAAAACAGACUGAGGCUGCUGUGAAGCUUGUCAUGUUCCAUUUUUAUUUCAAUCAGAUGAUAUACAUACCCACAAAGAGUCAGAUCUGUGUCUGGAUUACCCACCUGUUGGGUAUCAGUGGUUUUGAAAUCCUAAAAUAGUAACGGUGAUAAUUGGUUUGAAUAAUUAAAGAAACCUUCAGUCCAGGUUUCACUUUCUCAACCUGUCUUCUGUUCCAGCUGCUGUAUCUUUGUCACAUGUUGAAAUCAUUAGGAGGGGAAACGGGGAGACGGGACAGUCCAGCUCUUGUUCCCAGUGUUCACUGUGAGAUUUUUUUACUCCGAUUUUGUUAAUACAUUUGUCCUGAUAUCUACUAAGAGCAACUUUAUUUUAUUGAGAUUUUAUGGGGGAAAAUGUUUUAUAUGAUGAAAUGAAAAAGCACGGGAUGUUUUGGAACAAGCGGAGGAUAUUUACUGGGUGUAGCAAAGCGCUGGGUCUGGUUGUACGGUUGGGGACAGAAUGAGCUUGUGGUUGAUGCUGUUGUCUCCCUCUAGCAUUAGGAAGGAAUGAGUGCCAACCUGCAGUGAAUACAGAUUAUUUCAUUCCUCUGAGCCUGCUGCUGCUGCUUCUUCUUCUUCUUGUCUUGAAUAGACAUUCUUGCAGUUUUAUUUCCUACAUCAUAAUCCAAGGGGACCAACUGUCCUCUUCCUCACUCUGAGAUCAUAAACACUAGUGUCAGUGCAACCAUCUCACCAGCACCUCUCUGGAACAAAAGACAUCCUGAAACACAUUUUUGAGUGUUGUGACACCUCAAUGAAUUUAGAAUCUUAAAAUGUUGCAGCAGGCUCAGGGGAACCUUUCAGAUCCUUUCCCCACAUCUAGAAAUAGGGACAAAGUUGAGUGUGUGUCCCUGUAAAGGCUGAUACGUGUACACUGCUAUAUUGUGCGUCCUAUGUUGUGCUCCUUAUCGUGCUUCUAAAUGGGAAAUAAAUGGUUAAUCCUACCCUUGGUCAUUUCUGCAGCCCAGACUGUCAUCAUGCUCCCAGCUUCUACCUGAAUGUUUACGUCUUGGGUGUCUUGUACAGUACAUGUAUAUAUGCUGAGGCUUACAUCCGUACAGUAUGUUGUUUUGUAUCAGUUCUGUAAUUGAGAGGAAUCCACAAUUUUGUGACCUUUUUUUAAUCAAAUGGCCAAAACAACAGGGCGAAAUAAACGUGAAACCGUAUGUGGCUCUCUUUGA
Notolabrus celidotus (New Zealand spotty) is the source of this 3765-nucleotide messenger RNA. It is a transcript of the gene itpk1b, whose product is annotated as inositol-tetrakisphosphate 1-kinase b. Gene Ontology annotation, biological process: inositol trisphosphate metabolic process. The record is from RefSeq and is a predicted model, not a curated record. Gene Ontology annotation, cellular component: cytoplasm. Gene Ontology annotation, molecular function: magnesium ion binding; inositol-3,4,5,6-tetrakisphosphate 1-kinase activity; inositol-1,3,4-trisphosphate 6-kinase activity. Bases 272 to 1492 code for a protein of 406 amino acids. The transcript has 11 exons. Lineage: Eukaryota; Metazoa; Chordata; Actinopteri; Labriformes; Labridae.